Messenger RNA from Fusarium coffeatum, 900 nucleotides. RefSeq lists its product as uncharacterized. The transcript has a single exon. NCBI's taxonomy places the organism in Eukaryota, Fungi, Ascomycota, Sordariomycetes, Hypocreales, Nectriaceae. The record is from RefSeq and is a predicted model, not a curated record. Bases 1 to 900 code for a protein of 299 amino acids. Gene Ontology annotation, molecular function: hydrolase activity.
AUGUUCGACAACCUUCAACCCUUCCAGAUCAAGACAAAGUCUGAUCAAAACGUCAUCAUCAACGGCCUCAGCUCCACCAAAGACUCCUCUAAACCUGCCCUUCUUCUCAUCCAUGGCUUUCCCCAAACACUGCAUAUCUGGCAUCGCGUCGUUCCUCAAGUCGUUGACAAAUACAAUGUCGUCUUAAUUGACAUUCGCGGCUAUGGACAGUCUUCCAAACCAGCUGACGUCGCAUCAUAUGCGAAAAGCGCCAUGGCACGCGACUGUAUCGAUGUAAUGGAUGCGUUGGGUUAUACGGACUCUUUCUUCGUCUGCGCACACGAUCGCGGCGCGAGAGUAGCUCAUAAACUCGCUGUCGAUUAUCCGGAUCGUAUUCGAAAGUUCAUCCUACUGGAUAUUUGUCCUACGCUGGCGAUGUACAGCAAGACAGACAUGGACUUUGCAAAAGCCUACUUCCACUGGUUCUUCCUCAUCCAAGCAUCCCCCAUGCCAGAAAUGCUCAUCACUGCAAAACCACGCGAACUAGCAGAAAUGUUCAUGGGCGGCCGCCAAGGCGACGGAAUCUCAAUCUUCGAACCUGAGUGUUUCGAAACCUAUGCAAAGUCUCUAGCAGAUUAUGAUACCGUGCAUGCCAUGUGUAAUGAUUACCGGGCUAGCGCGACCCUGGAUCUUGAUGAGGCGAAGGAGGAUUUGAAGGCUGGACGCAAGAUUAAGAGUCCCUUGCUUGUCCUUUGGGGGAAGCAUGGGGUUAUUGAGAAGGGUUUUGAUGCCGUGCAGGAGUGGAGGGAUGUUGCCGAUGAAGGGGUGGAAGUUAGAGGACGGAGUGUUGAGUCGGGACAUUAUAUUCCUGAGCAGGCGCCUGAUGAGGUUUUGACUGCUAUCAAGGAGUUUUUGGUGUAA